AUGGAACCUGGGCCGCCUGAGACCAAACGUCCCCGGCUCUUACAGACCGGACCGUCGUGGUCUUCGCAUCAGGCCGUAUCACUCCCUCAUCCUAACGCCGUACACCACCCGUCAGCACCAGGCCCUCACCACCCUGCGCCGCCGCCAUAUCAACACCCGCUUCCCUUCUCGCGACCUCCAGAGCCUUCUUUACCACCGGCUCAUCACCACCUUGACGACCGUCGCCAUCAUGAACAUGAGCCAUAUCCGCCAAUGCAUGAUCCUCACAGACAGCCUCCUCCGCCUCCCUCGUCAGCGCAUCCGUCUUUUCCGCCCUACGGACCGCGGGAACCGGUCGUAAAGCGAGAUCCUGGCGAGGAUAACUCUCUCCCCCAGCUGCGCCGACCGAACUCGACCGGCAACGUAACAGAUAAUCUCCCACCUGGCCCUCAUGGUCCUCCGCAUACGAAUCCUCAAGACGACCCGCGACGGCAUCUCAGCUACGAUAGUGGCCCCUCGAUGCCACAUUCACCAGCCAUGUAUAGACCACCACCGCAGAACUACCAUCCUCCUCCACCGACGCCAGUCGCCCAGCAUCCUCAAUACGAUAGUCCUCAUGUCUAUGGCCCACCAGCUUCUAUGUAUCCUUUAGAAAUUGCGACUAGCGCUAAGCGGAAAGCUCAGCGUGCCUCACAGGCUUGCGAUAGUUGUAGACAGCUCAAAGCUAAAUGCGACGAGACUAAACCUUGUAAAAAUUGCCGGGAGAAAAAUAUCGACUGUAAAUAUCGAGACCCCCCUGCAAAACAGAGCCUCGACCGCUUAUCGAAAUGGCAUGACCAAGGUAGAAGCAUUGGGCAGUCACGCAGAGACAACCAGCUGGCAUUUGCCUUCUGGACAUGCCUGCAAUUAGAAAGUGACAUCCUCGCUGAGCUACCUCUUCCUCAAUCAGGUAUCUUGCAAUAUGAAGAUAGGAUGCCAUAUCCAAACUCGGAGUAUGCUGUCAAUCAAGGUUUCUCAGAGCAUAUAGUAACGGGUUACAUUGCACAGUUGUAUCUUCGGAAACAACUUAACCAAGUGCAUACCCUGCUCUACGAUUCGGACAAGCAGAAUAAGCACAAGAACGGAAUUACGUUAGACGACCCCGCGAUCGAAGAAGGUAUUAAGCGGAUCGAGGAGAUGCUUAGGAACUCGAGAAACCGUUGGGUGCCAAACAGUUACCGAUGGAAUGAUAAUGACCCUCCGGCGAACGACAUACUGGGAGCCCGUCUUCGUGCAAAGUAUUGGGGUUCGCAAGUUAUUCUCUACCGACCUUUUCUGAGGGCCAUUCUUGAACGAGAACCUUGGCCGUAUCAUAACCAAGCGGGGUCUCCAGAUGCUCAGCAGACUCCCGAAUAUGCAGAAGUCCCCCAGGGCGUAGACAGUAGGAUCGUCAAAUAUGCCGGCUUAGCAAUCUAUGCCCUCGUUGAGAGCACUCGAGCAUUCCAUGGGAUACCUAGUAGUCAGCGCAUCAUAAUCACCAACGUAUUCGGAACAGCUCAUGCUCAAUGGGGAAAUCUUCUAACCCUCGCAGCAUGCUACAGAGAUAGAUAUCUACACAAGUUCAUCGAUGCGGAGACACUAAGCAACCUCUUCUCUCGGACGAUAUCCUUCUUCCAAUCGAUUGCCCAACCCACGAGCGCUCUAAGGGCUGAUAUGAACAUCUUGAUCGGCCUAGCUAAAGACCUGGGGUUCAUUCGAGAUGAGUACGAGAUUACAAGUUCGAGCUUUUCGAGCCUUUCAAGCGGCGGUCCUCUUCCUCCUAUGCAUAAUCCUAGCGACAACUAUCAUGUUCCUCCACCAUCCGCACUAAGACAGUCUUCACAUUUACCGCCAUCGUCGCAUUCGAUCCCUUGA
Molecule: messenger RNA, 1872 nt
Organism: Daldinia childiae
Lineage: Eukaryota; Fungi; Ascomycota; Sordariomycetes; Xylariales; Hypoxylaceae
Exons: 5
Coding region: 1-1872 (623 amino acids)
Biological process (GO): regulation of DNA-templated transcription
Molecular function (GO): zinc ion binding; DNA-binding transcription factor activity, RNA polymerase II-specific
Source: RefSeq, a predicted model, not a curated record